AUGGCGUCAAAGUUCAUCGUUUUUGGCCCAGCCGGCCAGAUCGGCAGUGUCGCCGCCCUGACUGCCCACAAACUGGGCGCCGAGGUUGUCUUGGCCAUGCGCGAUACCACCAAAUCCAUCCCGAACUUUGACGGCGCCGCCAAUAUUGAGCGCGUGCAGGCAGACCUUACAGACCCGGCCUCGGUCCGCACCGCCGUCGAGAAGACGGGCGCCAAGAAUGCCUUCAUCUACGUGGUCUUCGGCGGCGAGUUUGGCAUGCGCUCAGCCGUGGAGGCGCUCAAGGCCGGCGGGGUCGAGUUUGUCAUCUUUGUCAGCAGCUUCUACACCUUUGGCGACGACCCGCACGCCGCGGCCGAGUCCAACGACGCCAUCACCAAGGUCCACGCCAUGGUCGAGGUGUCGCUGCACGAGGUCUUUGGGCCGGGAAGCUACGUCGCGCUCCGUCCGGGCUAUUUUGCCAGCAACCUGGGCCGGUACGCGCCGCUCAUCAAGUCGGGCAACGCGAGGCUCGAGACCCCGGACGCGAAGUGGGACUACAUCACCACCGACGACAUCGGCGCCGUCGCCGGCAACCUGGGUGCAAAGGGCCCCGCGGCGAUCAAGAGCGAGGUCGACGAGGGCCGGAGCCACAUCGUGCUGCUGGGUCCGCAGUUGGUCCCACUGCGGGACGCUGCACAGCUCGCCGCGCGCGCGGCGGGUCUGCCUGAGCCGGCUGUGGAGGGCUUCGAAAGCGACGAGGCGGCUUUGAAGUACGUGGUCGAAACUUACCACAUGCCCGAGCCGGUCGCACUGUCGUUGCUCAAGCCCCAGGAUGUGUACACCGAGGAGAGGCUCAAAACUGGCGCCGAAAACGUCCGGAAAUUUGCCGGGCGCCCGGCUGCCACUCUGGAGGAUUGGUUGACGGCGAACAAGCAGAAAUUUGUGUGA
Messenger RNA from Pyricularia pennisetigena, 927 nucleotides. RefSeq lists its product as uncharacterized. The record is from RefSeq and is a predicted model, not a curated record. NCBI's taxonomy places the organism in Eukaryota, Fungi, Ascomycota, Sordariomycetes, Magnaporthales, Pyriculariaceae. The transcript has a single exon. The coding region runs from base 1 to 927 and encodes 308 amino acids.